AUGGGGCGGCGAAAGAUCGAAAUGAAGAUGGUGACGGACAGGAGUUGCAGGCAAGUGACCUUCUCCAAGCGCCGGACCGGACUCUUCAAGAAAGCCAACGAGCUAGCCACCCUCUGCGCCGUCCAGAUCGUCAUCGUCGUCUUUUCCCCCGGCGGCAAGCCCUUCUCCUUCGGCAACCCCGGCGUCGAGCCCCUCGUCGACCGCUUCACUAAUCAUCGGGAUCAUCAGCUGCCGAGAGAUAAUUCCGGGCGCCGAAGCGAGAGGCUGGCCGAGGAACUAAACGGGAUCCAGAAGCGGAUCCAAGUGGAGAAGAACAGAGGCGACGCUCUUGAGAAGGCGCUGGCGGCUGCGGCCGACUGUUUGGACUUUCUAAUCCCGAGAGCUAUCGAGGAGAUGGGGAUAGAGGAGCUGGUGGAGAUGAGGAGGAGGCUGACGAAUCUCCGGGAACAAUUGGACGGCCGGGCUAUGGAGAUGGAGGCUUCUUCCACGCUGAUGCUUCUAUCCAAUAGAAGAUAA
Messenger RNA from Linum tenue, 516 nucleotides. The record is from the annotation of a GenBank genome assembly. NCBI's taxonomy places the organism in Eukaryota, Viridiplantae, Streptophyta, Magnoliopsida, Malpighiales, Linaceae.